Messenger RNA from Penicillium longicatenatum, 564 nucleotides. Its product is annotated as putative carbonate dehydratase. Gene Ontology annotation, molecular function: carbonate dehydratase activity; zinc ion binding. Gene Ontology annotation, cellular component: cytoplasm. The transcript is spliced from 3 exons. Gene Ontology annotation, biological process: cellular response to oxidative stress; cellular response to carbon dioxide. The coding region runs from base 1 to 564 and encodes 187 amino acids. Lineage: Eukaryota; Fungi; Ascomycota; Eurotiomycetes; Eurotiales; Aspergillaceae. The record is from RefSeq and is a predicted model, not a curated record.
AUGGGAAGUACUCGAUUUGGAAAGUUUGAGGCUGCGCCUUUGCAGGCGGACUUCAUUCCUAGUUUGCAACAGCCGACUCAACAGAUUCUCUGGAUUGGAUGCUCGGACAGUGGGUUUCAAGAGACGACUAUUCUCGAUCUCCUGCCUGAUGAGAUGAUGGUACACCGGAAUAUUGGCAACAUGAUUAUCGAGGGUGAUUUGUCUUCGGAGACCGCAGUGAAAUAUGCCGUUUCUGUUCUUGGGGUGAGGCAUAUAGUCGUGUGUGGACAUUAUGGGUGCCAAAUAGUGAAGGCUGCGUCAAGGGAUGGGUUGCAGGGACCAUGGCAGAGCAAGCUUGAUUCCCUACACUCCACCCACAAAGACACCAUCGACCGACUGCCCGAAGCAGAAUCCGAUCGCGCGUUUGUCAAGUUGAAUGUUUUGGAUCAGUUGCGCUCUUUGCGACAAUUCCCCGAGGUUGUCGAUGCGGCAAAGUCGGGUAGCUUGCAGCUACAUGGAAUUGUGUACGAUACACUUACAGGAGAAGCAUCUCGGUUGCUUGAGGACCCCGAGUGUCGGAUUUAA